UGCUAAUUAUGCUGGCGUGCAAGGGUCAGAACAGGAGGGCUGAAGGCCCAGGGCUGGGCGGGGUCGCUGGAAGGAUCAUCCUAAGAGCCUAGGGGGCGAGAGGAGCCAUGUGUUGGCUGAGGGCCUGGAGCCAGAUCCUCCUGCCGGUGUUCCUCUCGCUAGCUCUCAUCCAGCUGUUUAUCAGCUUCUCCGACCAUAAAUUAACUAAAACCCACAAUCACUGGAACCGGCAGUUACAAGCAAAAUACGUUGAAACGGAAUGUGCUCAAAAGCAAACCUGCCCAUUGUGUACCAAAGACAAGAGAUGUAUUUGGUGUCGAGAAGAAAGGGUUUGCAAAAAGUACUGUUUCCCAUAUUCUGACUGUAAAUUCAAUUCUAUAUUUUGGGCAAACUGUAGAGUUGACCUGUUUGGAAUCGUGAUGCUGAUACUGGUCGUGCUAUUAGCAGUAGGAUUCUUGUGGUAUUGCCUCGCCUAUUACUUUUACAUGCAGGAGCGGCAGGCCUUUUAUCAAGCAAGAAAUGGACAAGCUCCUGGUUUCGACUGGAGUGCUACCGCAUACAACAGUUAAAUAACUGAAAAGACAGAUCUUUCAGAGAGAGAAGGAGAACUUUCUUCAAUGGCUUCCACUGGGAUUUUAAUGAUGUCUACAUACUCUUUGAGAAUGAGUGAACAUCAAAAUUCCUCUAAGUUAAAAAUUUGUAAUUCCAUUGAA
This is a messenger RNA of Mesocricetus auratus (golden hamster), 713 nucleotides long. It is a transcript of the gene Pttg1ip2, whose product is annotated as PTTG1IP family member 2. Gene Ontology annotation, biological process: protein import into nucleus. The transcript has 7 exons. Gene Ontology annotation, cellular component: nucleus; cytoplasm. The record is from RefSeq and is a predicted model, not a curated record. Bases 108 to 569 code for a protein of 153 amino acids. Lineage: Eukaryota; Metazoa; Chordata; Mammalia; Rodentia; Cricetidae.